GGCGAGCGAGUCGAGCGGACAUCCGUGAAUUUCUGUAAUUUGUACUGUGCAUGUACUUGUACAGUAAGUCUAAACUACCUCAAUGUGUGAAAGUGAAGGAGCUGCUAGAUACAAAGCUAGCAAAGUAGCAGAAGAUGAGUUUUUAGAUUAUAUCGCAAGCUACAGACGACGAUAUAACUCCUUGUACGCGCGAGGUCCUCUGUUACUUCUCACUCCAGAGAAUGAAGACGGCAGGAUGGUAAGUGUGGUGAGCCUGGUGGUGCCCAGCCGGGUGCCUCAUCCUCAGCUGCUUCUCAUGCAAGAUGCUGCCCGCGUCCUGUCAGACAUGAUCACCUACACACCACCCCAGCCUCCGCCCUCCCUGCCAACCAGGGUACGUUCACCAGCAGUGGUAGUGAAAGCCCAGGAGGGUAGCGGGGCAGAGUGCGCGCUGGUGGUAGCAUCUGUGUUGCUGGGUGCAGGGUACCAUGCCCCGUUGUCCAGGGAUCAGCACAACCCACACUUGUCGCCCGAGAUACUUCUCACCUACCCUGCCCGUACCUCGAGCAUCAGCAGGAGGAGGGUGGAGAACAGGAAGAGGUGACGUCCUCCAAGUAUAGUGUAAGGUCCCCACCCGACUUGAGGAGUCAUUAUGCUCUCAUCAUGGAAGAGCGAGCACGGCGCCGACGUGCUGCCCAGCUUCAGCAGCAGCAGCAACAGCAGGAAGGCGACAUAGAGGACAUACAAACCCUGGAAGCGCGGGUCAACAGUUCGGGAGACUACACAGAAGCGCACCUUCACUUCUGGGUAGUGGUGUUGCCACCAGGUCGGGGGGUCACUACACCUACUUUCAUUGAAUCCACCACAGGCCAGGUGCUCUCAUUGUCUUCUUCCCUAGCACUGCCAUACCUUUACAUCCACGCUUUGUUUAACCACACUAACUACUGGGCCUGCACCAAGUACAAUCAAGCCAUCUCUUGUGAUAUGUUUGAUCUGUCAGAUAGAAGUGUGUGGAUGCCUCUGAUGGAUGAUGGUGUUGGGGCAGCCAAAGCCUCACAGGCACCACACCACCCCACUCAUCAAGACAACAAAAAUCAGAAUAAUCAACAAUAUAGCCAUCAUACGCCUCCAUCACACAGCAGGGAGAAAGUUGGAGACUCUCAAUACAUCACCACUAGCUCCCUCAUGGCUAGUGGCACCAAGCAUGCCCUCAAGGUGCCCACCACCUGGGCCACACCCAUCAUCAUCACAGAGGAAGCACUGAUAGAGAGGUUCCCAGGCGGGUGGCGGGAGGAAGUGUACAGUGGGGUGGUGGUGAGGCACUACUCCCCAUUCUCCCACCCACGAGGUGCAACACUCAUCUUCACAUUCUUCUCCAAAAGUGGGUCAGUGAAGGAGGUGUGGGAGAAGUACGAGCAGCGGGAGGAUGGGCUAGUGAGUUGUCACCGACCUACUUCAAGGCACCAUCGUGGAGACCUUUGCCAACACCAGGAAGGACACACUCAAACGAGUCGAGUAAUUGGUGAGACCACUUGGAGGGAGGAAUAUGAUGAGCGUCCAGACCUUCUGUUGGCCAGGACUGUCACCUUCGGUAACUCAGACCCCACCCCACCCAGAUCCAUUCAGAGGAUUGAAGAGGAGUUUGGGUGCCCUGACAACAUGGAGCCACACAAGGUGGUACAGCGACGAGUGUUCCAGGUGAGCGAGAGCAAAAUCCUGCUGGUGUAUCACUACGGCCGUCAUCGUCUCCUUCAGCCCACCAGGUCCUUCCUCAAGCCCCAAAAUGGUCGCUCCACUGCCCUAACCCCGGACAUGACACAAGGAUUUCAGCCUGACCCGAGUGUAGAGGGGCCAGCCAUGCCUCAGUUGUGGGCGGUACUGGAGGCAGAAAUGGAAGCAGAGUUGCGGGUACAGGAGGAGGUGCGACGUGGGGUGGAGGAGACAGCAGCCCUGAGGACAGCCAGGGCCAACGAGGAGCACCACAUCGUCCUCCUCCCACACAUGUUUGACAUUCAGAGAAAUGAAACAGUCCAGUAUAUCCUGAAGCAGCGGAAAUUCAAGGAGAAACACCGAGAAGAGGCCCACAGGAAGCGUCAGGAGGAACGCGAGGACCGUGUCGACACUAUCUCCCCAUACCUGCCACUCCUGCUGGAUGACAGUGAGAGAGACAUAGGAGAAAUGGUGAGAGAGAGGUGUCUACAAGACCUACGGGAGCGCCUCGCCCUCAGAGCCAACCUCUUGCAAGACAGACUUGAUCAG
Messenger RNA from Homarus americanus (American lobster), 2238 nucleotides. RefSeq names its product dynein regulatory complex subunit 7-like. NCBI's taxonomy places the organism in Eukaryota, Metazoa, Arthropoda, Malacostraca, Decapoda, Nephropidae. The record is from RefSeq and is a predicted model, not a curated record. Gene Ontology annotation, cellular component: motile cilium. Gene Ontology annotation, biological process: cell motility.